CGGCGCGUUCGGCUCUGAACGCUUCCGCAAGCUGCGCUGCGCUGUUCUGAGGCUGAUGUUAGGCAUUCGGCCUUGAAGAGACGCCGUCGCCGCGGAGUCGGUUGUGUUCCGAGCUGGCCGCCGGGAGUGGGGCGGCGGAGCAAACAUGAAUGUUGGAGUUGCCCACAGUGAGGUGAAUCCAAAUACCCGUGUAAUGAAUAGCCGGGGUAUGUGGCUGACAUAUGCAUUAGGAGUUGGCUUGCUUCAUAUUGUCCUACUCAGUAUUCCCUUCUUCAGUGUUCCUGUUGCUUGGACCUUAACAAAUGUUAUACAUAAUCUGGGGAUGUAUGUAUUUUUGCAUGCAGUAAAAGGAACGCCGUUUGAAACUCCUGACCAGGGUAAAGCAAGGCUCCUAACUCAUUGGGAACAACUGGACUAUGGAGUACAGUUUACAUCUUCACGGAAGUUUUUUACAAUUUCUCCAAUAAUUCUAUAUUUUCUGGCAAGUUUCUAUACGAAGUAUGAUCCAACUCACUUCAUCCUAAACACAGCUUCUCUCCUGAGUGUGCUAAUUCCUAAAAUGCCACAGCUACAUGGUGUUCGGAUCUUUGGAAUUAAUAAGUAUUGAAGUGUUUUGGAAUGGAACAAAAUUUUUACAGCUACUGAGUUUUCUGUAAGAAAGGAGUGGUUAGUGAACUGCACUGUUUCCAUGAUAAUGUGAAAUGAGAAGUAUUUACAUUGGAGGGCCAGUUGCUGGUUCUUCAUAUGCUGUUUUGAAGUGCAGAUACUUACUAGAAGAUGCCUCUGUGUAAUGCAUGUGGUAUCUUUCUGAAGAGAGGCUUUAUAGGCAGGCUGGGCAGGCCCAGCUUAUAAGUUAAAUGGCUGUAAAGUGAGGGUAUAGUAGUAGAUAAAUCCAAGGAAAUAAGAGAUUUACAAGACACCAAGACCAGCUUGGCUUAUAAUAAGUGGGCAUUAUGUUAGGAGAAGAAAAUUUCCAGUCAGUCCGUUUAAGCAGACAUACAUGUAAACCAGAAUCAUCUCUUUACAAGUUUAUUAUAGAUCAUUUUUAUUACCAUAUGUGUUCCUUUUAUGGUAUAUAAGAGGAUAUUUCCCUCUUGUUUUAUACAAAGCAAUCCCUACUUUAUGAUUGUGCAUUUUUGGUUUUGCUGGCUCAACAUUGUAUUGAAGGAUGAAGUCAUUUUUACAUUUAUUAAGUUACUGAGUUCAUGAAAGUCCACCUUCAUGACUGGUGAUAAGACAGCCAGGCAUCUUAUAAACAGCCUCUGAGUCAGCCUUCUAAUUUUGGAGCAGAGUGGGUUUUGCUGCCUUUCCAGACACAAGGCUGCUAAUCCAAUUAAGAAAAUAAUUUAUUUCACACAGUUAAAAUAUAUGGUAAUUUAAAGCUGUCUGCUUAUUUGGUUGAUAACCUAAUUGUUAAAGUCUGCUAUUGUUUAGAAAAGGAAACAUAAAAUGGACAACUAUUUUAGCCAACCUGUGGUCUGGCAGAAACUGCUUCUGUAGCAGUAGUACCAAAGUAAAUAAUGGAGUCUUCUUUAGCGGGAUUGCAGUAAAAGACAACACUGCCUUUUCUUACACCCCCUGCUCUCAAUCCCCAUAUUUUGCCCAUUAAUGUUUUGCCUUUCAAUACAUGGAUGUUACUGUAGAUUAAGCCAAAGUGGUAACUGUUUCCAAAACAGCAACCAUAUUGAAAUCUUGUGACAUUAAUUGCAAGAAAUAACUACUUUGAGAAGGAAACAUGUCAAAAACAAAGUUCUGAUACGGGAUGAAACUGAAAAAUCCAGUAAUAUUUGUAAACAAAACCGAGUGAAAAGUUAUAGACCAACUGAAAAAUCAAUUUGUUUCAUUCAAAAAACUGACUUUCGGGGGGUAAUGAUCAUUGUUUUGUAUUUCAGAAGUACUGAGUUUAGAAAUCAGUUGUAUGAUAAUGCUUUUGUAUGUUUGUCUUUUCCCAUGUAUUUUUAAACCAGUAAUCUAUACUUGAAUAAAACUUUUCUUUCACGUAAGAUUAUUACAAAUAAUCUCCAAAUUCAGUCAGCAAUGUCACAUUUACUUUUCAAGGUUUUUUUAAGCAACUGAAUUUGUAAAAUUACGAUAGUUAAAAAUGUUCCUUUGCUUUUCUUCAUUUUAAAGGCUUAUAUUUUUGCACAGACUUCAGGGAUAGAAAUCUGCUUCUGUUAAUACAGGCCUUCUGCUUUUUUCCCCACUUGUCACCCUUCAAUGUUUUAAAAAUAUUUAUUCAAUAGAUAUUUGAGGGCCCAGUCUAGUGUAGGUAUUGUGGCUAUAGUUUGUAAGUAAGACAGACAAAAUCUUUUCCCUUACAAGCUUACAUUCAAAUUGGAGAACAGAUAAUAAAUGAGUUAAAACAUAUUAUUUCAUGUAGUGAUAAAUGCCAUGGAAAAAAAAAUUAAGCAGGUGAAAGGAGAAGCUACCUCAGAAAGCCUUCCCUUAUGUUCCUAAGGUGAUUUUUAGACUAGAAAGGAGUAAUAAAGGAGGAUGAGAAUGGUAAAAAAUGAGGUCAGAGAAAUAGAAAGGGUUAGAUCAUUUAGGGUUCUAUUGGCCAAGGUAAUAAGCAAAUUUUCUUCUAAGCUUGACAAAGCCAUUGGAUAGUUUUACAUAGGAGAUUAAAGGCUAAUGUUGAGAAUAAAGUGUAAAGGAAUAGGAAGCAGGAAGAAUAGUUGGGAAACUACUACAGGCAAGAGGUAGUUCAGACUAGGAAAAUGGCUGUGAUGAAGUGGUUAAGAAGUGGUCAAAUUUGGUGUAUGCUUUUUUGGUCUUAACACCUGGGUGAAUGGUUGUAUUAAAUAUGGAAACUUCCCAGUUUCACAAGUUUGUAUCGUUUAAUGUGAAAAAAACUUUUUUUUUUUUUAACAAAAUCUAUAAUGACUAUUAUUUGGGUUAAAACUAAUUGCUGUGCUGUAAUUGCUCCUAAUUUCAAAUCAGGAAACAGUGGCGGUCUCUAAAUAUGCCAUAAGUUCAUAAGUGCCACUAAUUUUAGCAUUCAUUGGUGAAUUUUCCCUGCAACAAUUAGUACUGUGGAGUUCCAUGGUGGUUUUCUAGUUCCCUAUUCCUUCCACAUUUAUUUAUUGGAAUUCUGUAAGGAAGAUUUUUUUUCUUCUCCAUUUAUUCAUUCAAUCAUUAUUUUGGACGUACAGAUAUUCUUUGGUUUAUAGUUCAUUAUUAUCAUUACUAAUUUGUUCAAAUUGUUCUCCAAAUUUGGCCAUUGGAAGUCAAAGUUCCCAGUCAUAAUUUCCAAGUUGGCUUCUGUGUCUUUUUGACCUACCCCCCCCCACCUUUUUUUCCUUAAGCAUAGAACCAUAUUUUUAGGUUUAAUGCACUAUGGUCUUUACUAAAGUACUACUUUACUAAAGUACUACUAAACUAUAAAGAUCCUAAGGGGCAUAACAAUAUCUCCUUAACUAAUAUCUGUAUGAAUUAGCCUUAUGGAGUUAUGAUGCUAAGAGUUGGAAAAGACCUUAGAGGCUAUAUAAUUUCAACUCCUUACCUUACCUUGAAUUUUCAUUAACCAUCAUGCCUCCAUUCAGUUCUGUGUUAGUGCUAAUAAAGGAGGACUUAUAAGGCUGCAUUUUUGUAAUGGAAUUUAUAACUUAUUUUACAUUAAGCCGAAAUCUAAUCCUUAUUCUACACAACUCUUCAACUGUUUAACUUUUAAACUGUUACCAAUAGCACUGAGUAAACAUUACCAGGGUCUUCACCAUUUUCCAUGUGAUAUGGUUUCAAAUUUCUCCUACUAUCCUGGUAAUUCUGCUCUGAGUUGCAGUUUAUUAUUAUAUAGUAUUAGAGCUAACUACAAGAGGUGAAAAGAUGUGAUGUCAUUACAGUGGUACCAAUUCUCUUGUUCCGGAUCCUUUUUUUUUUUUCUUAAUGUAGUCUGAUUUUAGCUCUUUUAACAGCCACAUAUCACUGAUUCACCUUACAGUCACUAAAACCUCAACUGUUCAACAUGUAGUGCCUUUAAAUGAUGGCUUUCCCUUCAUAUACUUAAUGGAUUUAUUAAACCAAGUCUAAGAUUUCUUUUUCCUGUGGAACCCUAUCUUGUUAGAUUGAAACUUAAUUGUCAUGCAAUAUAUUUCACCUAUAUUAUAUCUCCUUUAUUAAUAUGUCAUCAGUAAAUAAGCCCCAAAAUGCUCUCAUGCUAAUCCUGAAGAAGACAAAUGUAGCAACCCAGCAUAGACCAAUGCAGUUUUGUAACGCUUCUAACAAGACAGAGUAAUUUUCAAAACAAUUACAUGCAUAUUACAUGUGGCUGUAGGAAAUGUAAACAGGUUCAGUACUGGGAAGACAGGUCUAAGUAAAAUAAUCUAAAAGGAAGUUUGUAGUAGCACUGGGAAGGGAAGGAAGGUAGGUAAGAGAAUAGCAAAGAUAAACUCUCCCUUAUUUUGCCUAAUGUCAAAAAGAAGAGUUAUGAAAUAUCUUAGGUUUUUAUUUUACUCCCUAAUUUCAGUUCCAGUUAAAAAAAUGAUUCAGCAGGUAGUUUAUUAUAUGGGGUUUAAAAUUUUUCAUUUCACUUUAAAUGAACACAUGAGAAUUAUAAACUCAAAUUUAGAAUACUGAAUAUCUUAGUUAUGUAGUACACGGUAGGCUUCAACUGUAUUGGGUAAUAAUAUUACUCUUAAAUUAGUGUUGCGUUCACAGAAGUUGAUUAUAGUAUUCUUGACACUUUCACAAUCUGAAAUAUUUCAUAAUUAAAAGUUUAGUAGAAAUAUAUUUGGAGUCUAUGUUCAGCAUUGUAAUUUAUUUCUUGACUCAUUCAAGCCUUUGAUAAUCAACUAAUGAUGAUGGAAGUGACAACCUGUAGCACUAAAUUUCUAUAUAAUUCUAAGUUUAGCAGAUAGGCCAAGUUUAUCACUAUGUUCACUCUAACUGUAUAAUUA
This is a messenger RNA of Mirounga angustirostris (Northern elephant seal), 4892 nucleotides long. It is a transcript of the gene ORMDL1, whose product is annotated as ORMDL sphingolipid biosynthesis regulator 1. The coding region runs from base 146 to 607 and encodes 153 amino acids. Gene Ontology annotation, cellular component: endoplasmic reticulum membrane. NCBI's taxonomy places the organism in Eukaryota, Metazoa, Chordata, Mammalia, Carnivora, Phocidae. Gene Ontology annotation, biological process: intracellular sphingolipid homeostasis; sphingolipid biosynthetic process; ceramide metabolic process. The record is from RefSeq and is a predicted model, not a curated record. The transcript has 4 exons.